Dalotia coriaria is the source of this 1959-nucleotide messenger RNA. It is a transcript of the gene Droj2, whose product is annotated as DnaJ heat shock protein family (Hsp40) member A4-like. Lineage: Eukaryota; Metazoa; Arthropoda; Insecta; Coleoptera; Staphylinidae. Gene Ontology annotation, biological process: protein refolding; response to heat. Gene Ontology annotation, molecular function: ATP binding; Hsp70 protein binding. The transcript is spliced from 3 exons. Bases 263 to 1480 code for a protein of 405 amino acids. Gene Ontology annotation, cellular component: cytoplasm; cytosol. The record is from RefSeq and is a predicted model, not a curated record.
GGAACGUUCUAGAAUUUCGACCACACACACACGCUCGCAGCUGCCGUUUCUCGAAGCUCUACGAGGAAACGUCGCCAUUCGUUUCGCUGCUCGCUGUUCGGCCGUCCGCUGCCCGGGUUGUUCAUUUCUGUCGAGCACGUUGUGGUGCACCAACCACACACAGCAAACAAUCGACCAUUUUGCGUUUUCCACCGAAACACGCCAGCCUGACUGCGCAACUUUGUUAAUUGCAUUCAUUACUAGGAUUCAAUAAGGCACCGCCAUGGUGAAAGAAACAAAAUUCUACGACCUGCUCGGCGUUAAGCCAAACUCGACGCCCGACGAGCUGAAAAAGGCCUACCGAAAGCUUGCGCUUAAAUAUCACCCUGAUAAGAACCCGAAUGAGGGCGAGAAAUUCAAGCAGAUCUCACAGGCGUACGAGAUCCUCUCCGAUCCGGAGAAGAAGCGCAUCUAUGACCAGGGUGGCGAGCAGGCGUUGAAGGAGGGCGGCGGAAGCGGCGGUUUCUCCAGCCCCAUGGAUCUGUUUGAUAUGUUCUUCUCCGGCAGCGGAUUUGGUGGGCCGCGUGGUGGGAGGCGUCGUGAUCGUCGCGGCAAGGACGUCGUGCACCAGUUGACCGUGACUCUGGAGGAGCUGUACAAGGGCGCCGUGAGGAAGCUCGCACUGCAGAAGAACGUAAUUUGUGAUAAAUGCGAGGGACGCGGCGGUAAGAAGGGCGCUGUCGAGACGUGCAACACUUGCGGCGGCAGCGGAAUGCAAGUACAAAUACAACAACUAGGACCAGGCAUGAUUCAGCAAAUUCAAACGAUGUGUAGUGAAUGUCGCGGUCAGGGCAAGCGCAUCAACCCGAAGGAUCGUUGCAAGACGUGCAACGGCAAGAAGGUGGUGCGUGAUCGCAAGAUUCUCGAGGUGAACAUCGAUAAGGGUAUGACAGACGGGCAGAAGAUCACUUUCAGUGGUGAGGGUGAUCAGGAGCCGGAGCUGGAGGCCGGUGAUAUCAUCAUCGUGCUUGAUGAGAAAGAGCAUCCGGUGUUUAAGCGCUCAGGGAAUGAUUUAAUCAUUCGACAAGAACUACAGCUGGUGGAGUCGCUCUGCGGCUUCCAGAAGGUGAUCAAGACACUUGACUGCCGCGAUUUGGUCUAUACCAGCUCACCGGGUGACGUGAUCAAGCACGGUGACGUCAGAUGCAUCAUCGACGAAGGUAUGCCACAGUAUAAGAACCCGUUCGAGAAGGGACGCCUGGUGGUGCAGUUCCUCGUCGAGUUCCCGACUCAGAUCGACCCGCUGAUGAUUCCGCAGCUGGAGGCAUGCUUGCCGCCGCGUCAGGAGCAGAUCAUUCCGGACGAUGCGGAGGAGUGUACGCUGUCACCGUUUGAUCCUGAGGCGGAGGCGAGGAGGCGCCAGGCUAGAAAUGUCUACGAUGAGGACGACGAGGGUGGCCAUCCGAUGGGCGGGCAGCGGGUGCAAUGCGCAACCAACUAAAUCAAGUUUUUUCUUAAUUUAAUUUACUCAUGAUUAUAGUUGCUAGGAACGAUUUUAGGUUGCGAAAAUAAGGUUUUCUACACCGUGAACUCACGCACGCGCGUGCGCCGUUUCGGCGCUGUGUGUGAAAUAAUUGCAAAACAUGAUUUUAUAAGGAUUCAUGACGAUGAUGAUUGAGGAAAAAUUGAGUUUAUUAGCCCAGCAACCCUCCCGCACUUUCGGUUGACUAACGUUGUAACAUACAUAUUCCAAAAAAAACAAACGAAUACCACCAACUAAUCUACAGAUCCUGAAACCCACCGAGUGGAUUAUGUUUAUAUUUAUUGAAUUAAUAAAUAUUUUGUAGCAUUGUAAUCUACGUUUUCCUUCUGAAAUAUGUUAGCGUGAUAUGGCUGUCCGCUCUUUAGACAUUAUGGCAAUGGCAUUUACAGUAGGGUUGUAAGGAAUAAGUGUAAACGAAUAAAAUUAAAUUAAUUCCA